CACGAACCAGGUCCACGCAAUGGCAUACUAACUCCGUAAUGGCGAAUUUAAUUAUCAUCACACGAGCGAGAUAUUUAUCAAUUUAAGCGGUUGUCUAGCAAUAGAUCUGAGAUCGUCUUUUUUUCGUUUCUGUCUUGUUCUAACUUCCUCGUUUGCGAUACCCAAGACACGCUUUCCCCGCUGUCCCAACAUUGGCGACUUUAUUGCCCGCAUUCACGUGCCAACCCAGGGACAUCAUGGCCACCCCAGAGGCCAAAGAACUGGCUUUGAUCGACAAAGUCGACUUUAAGAUCCUCCAUGUUGCAAAUGACGAGAAGAAGCUGCCAGAGUUACUAAAAUUGUACUUGGCGCCCCUCAUCCUAAAAGCUGCCAGUGAGCACUUCUCAGUGCGAAGCAAGGUGAUUCAAAUAUGCCAGCGGCUCAAAACAUUCGUACAACCGCCAGGCAUAGUCCUGCCUGUAGCUGCCCUUCUCUCGCAGUACAAGGCAACCGAUUCUCCACUGGUUAGGCACCUGGAUCUUACAUUUAUUCAGCACAGCAUUGGGCGUAUAGAUAGUUCGGAACGCGCUGAGCUUGUUUCAUUAGUUCUCAAGGACAUUGGCAAGAACAUCAGUCCCAGCCACGCCGCUCUUUUCAACGUGGUGUUACAUAUAAUUCCCGACGUCAAGGUGCCGCCCAGAGGAAGCAAAGAAUCCGAUGCUUUCCGGGAUGAAAUCGGUAUAUCUGACCCAGAAGACGCUGGCUAUGUUGCCGACUGGUUGACAAAGCUGUUGCUGUUGAAGCAAAACUUAUCUGAGACUAUGGGCCUCACGGAGGAAGACAUCAAAUUUCUGACCCUCGACAAACCCGAAACAUGGACGGGACCCAACGGCCUGAAGCUGGCAGAGACACGCUUGCGAGCACUGAAUCUCCUGGCCAGUGGCGCUUUCACUGACAAAGAGCGUUUCCUGGCAGCUAUAUACGCUUCUGCUAGCUCUGAUGGGCGUAUGUCAUCUGUUGGCGAUGACAUGCUGAAGAGGUCAACUGUCGACCUAGAAGACAAGUCAAUAGUGGAGAGACUAUUCACUGCUCACCUCGGACUACCAUCACCCUACCGAGCCAAGAUACUCAAUCUUUUGAGCAGGUCAGCGACAUCAGUUACGUACAAGGAAAACAUUCUGAAUGUUGUCAAGAUGGAUUUGGAAGGAAGUUUUCCACACGCGCCCAACGAAGACUGGGUUCGGCGGAUGCAAGCUAGCGGCCUCGAGCAGACGAAGCUCCACAAAGCUCUGUUUGAAUAUAUGAACUGGGUAGCGCGUAUUGGGCCAAGCAAAGACGGCAACUUCACGGCCAUCGCACACCCCCUGAUCGACCAUCUUGUGGCUUUUAUCCGAGGUCAAGGCUGGCCCGUUCCGGAAAACCUAUCCGUGGAUCAGGUCAACCUGCGAUACAGAGCCUACGAGACGAUUGGUAUUCUGGCUAGGUCGGCCGAGGAGUUUCCCGAAGAGCCCCGGACAUUUCUGCUCAGUUUCUUGUUCCGGUCACUAUCGGAGGACCCUUCGGAUGUCGUUGCUGCCAUUGAUGGCGCGCUGCCCGCAGUUGCACGCUUCUUCCAGAACCCCGGUGAUGCUGAAUGCUUCCACCUUCAUUCCACACUACUCACUUACAUGUCACCACCCCAUGACGCGCCCGAGAUAGUGCGCAGCACCCGGCCCGCGGCCGUCAAGUGCGCCAACCAAUGCCUGCCCUUUUCCGAUGCUACCGCGCGGUGGAUCGACAUCCUCGCCGUAGCCAGUGCUCGUAGCGAGCGAAGGGAUGUCGUUGAGGAGGGCCGCAAAGGCCUGGAUCCGUGGACUUAUUACGCCAAUGAGGAGUCCGCGUCCGCCAAGCUUCCUGACUGGGUCGAGAUGGUCCGGACUUAUUUCACCGAACGUAUCUCCUCGGCCGACGAUCAUGUGGAUAAGAAAGCAAAGGAUGAACAUCCGACCUCGCCGUUCUUCGCCAACUUUGGAGGAGACAAGCUGCAUGCCUACCCACUCACUGUGACAUACUGCACCCGAAUCUUAUUCUUGAUGGCGUUAGGGGAUAGCUUCAAGGUCCAGCCAGGCUGGGAGCUGCAGCUGGAGAACAAAGUGCGGUCUGAUCUCGAAGCUCGCAGGACGAUUCGCCACUAUCUGGCCAACGCUCACGACAAUUUGCCCCGGGCGUCCGAUGCAACAACAAUGCCCAGCACAGCGCUUCUUACCCUACUGACAGCUGCGCUGGAGGGCAUGUUGCUUCAGGACAAUGAUGAAAUCGUCAACGAAUGUGCGCAGAGCUUCGUAGACCUUGCCUCGCUAGCUCCCAAAGCGGUGCUGCGGUCUCUGGCCGGCCGAGCGGAGGAUUUGUUGCCGCUGGUUAUGUCCCACAAGUCCGAUUUGCGACUUCUUGGUUCUCGGGCAUGCGCUAUUCUUGGGGCUCAUCCUGCUAAAGGGCAGGGGUCUACGAUGGAGAUUUAUGAGCGCCUUAUGGCCGAGUUCCAAUCACAGAGCACUGGCAUUGGUAGCGAGGCAAAGACCCAAGGGGCACUGCUUUGUAUGGCACAUCUUGCCUCAAGAUUGGUAUACUAUUAUGGCCUAAACAAUCCAUCAGGAGAGCCUUCAACACCGUUGAUGGACAAAAUCAGACGCAACAUCUUUUUCAAGGCUUCGUCGCUGGCUCGACGCAACUCCACAUAUCAGGCUAUGUCACAGUUCUGGACUGCUGGUCUUUCAUGUCUCUCUCAAGAUGAUUCUCGGAAAGAAUUGGCUGCGGAGUGGGUUGAAUUACUUUCUUCCGAGGCCAAGAAAUCCAACGACAAGGCAAUCAUCGCCCUGGGUCGCCUCGCAAUAGCUCUCGAUGAUACAGACGACAAAGAUUCGUCCAUCAUCACUGAUAUCCUAUCCAGACUAUACGACCUUCACGAGAUCAAGCAGACAGAAGUCCAAUUUGCUGUAGGCGAAGCCAUAACAGCUGCCGUUGCCUGCUGGGACUCUGAAGUUGUUCAACUCACCCUGGAUGUCGAGCCUAAAGACGACUCUUAUCUCAUCAGCAAGCGUAGCACAAGGGUAUCGGAGCUGCUGAACAAGCUUCUGCAGGACUGCAAGACGACCAAGCCUUCCCUCCUAAAGGCCUCGGGCAUAUGGCUUUUCUGCCUGAUUCAGAACUGCUCUCACCUCCCCGAGAUCCAGUUGAAGCUGCGCGAGAGCCAGGUAGCGUUUAUGCGGCUUUUGAGUGCCCGCGACGAACUCGUUCAGGAGACUGCGAGCCGUGGUCUUGCGUUGGUGUACGAGCGCGGAGACCCCGCUCUGAGAGAAGAUCUGGUCAAGGAUCUCGUCGCCGCCUUCACCGGAUCUGGGCCAAAGCUCGAGGUCGACAAGGAUACUGAGUUGUUUGAUGCUGGAGCGCUGCCUACCGGCGAAGGCAAGAGCAUCACAUCCUACAAAGAUAUUGUCAGUCUGGCCAACGAGGUCGGUGACCAGAGCCUCAUUUACAAGUUUAUGUCCUUGGCUACCAACGCCGCGACAUGGUCCACUCGUUCGGCAUUUGGCCGUUUCGGUCUCAGUAACAUCUUGUCGGAGUCCGAGGUUGAUCCUAAGCUGUAUCCGAAACUGUAUCGAUACCGAUUUGAUCCCAACCUGAACGUGCAGAAAUCAAUGAACGAUAUCUGGAAAGCACUUGUUAAGGACUCCUCCGCUGUCAUCGACACCCACUUUGAGGCCAUCCUUUCAGACCUCCUGAAGAGCAUACUGGGUAAGGAGUGGCGAGUGCGACAAGCUAGUUGUGCUGCCAUCGCAGACCUCAUUGGUGGGCAGAAGUUCGACAGAUACAAGGAGCAAUACCAAGACAUCUGGAGCGCAGCCUUGCGGGUCUUGGACGACGUCAAGGCCUCUGUCCGUGAGGCAGCCAUGGGUCUCUGCAUGAACCUUUCUAACACUCUGGUGCGGCAGCUUGAGGAGUCGAGCAGCGCUGCAGCUUCCAAAACAGCCACCGCAAUGAUAGGACAAGCCCUACCAUUCCUGCUCUCUGACAAGGGCAUUGAAAGUGGUGUUGAAGAAGUUAAAGGUCUCGCAAUCAUAACGGUGAUGAAGAUUUCCAAGAACGGCGGCCCGGCGCUCCGGCCAUACAUCGCUGACAUGGUGACGCACCUGCUGAACCUCUUGAGCACCAUCGAGCCUGACGCUCUUAAUUACUACUACCAGCGGUCGGGCGAGGAAUCGCGGGAAAAGAUCGAUAAGCUGCGCAGCUCGUUCGUCUCACAGUCGCCCAUCUUCGUCGCCAUCGAGGAUGCGUUGCGCCAGGUCGACGCUGAAGUCAUGCCCAAGCUACUGUCGGGAGUCGAAGAAACCAUCAAGAGCGCCAUCGGCAUGCCCACCAAGAUCGGGUGCAGCAACCUGUUGUCUUCGCUAUCAAUCCGGCACGCCGUCGACUUUGCUCCACACUCGGGCAGGUUCCUGAAGCUCAUGUACAAGUGCGUGCUUGACCGCAACGACGAGGUCAGCCGCGCAUAUGCAAAGGCUGCCGCAUACAUGAUGCGCGUGGCGCCUGACGCAGCGCGCCUCAAGUUUGUAGAGCACUUUGCGGACCUGUACUUUGCGGCCGAGGACGAGGGCCGUCGGCGCAAGGUCGGUGACGUCGUGCUGGCGCUGUCCAAGAUCUCACCGGACCACUUCAAUGCUCUCGAGGCGCAGCUCCUACCUCUUGCAUAUCUGGGCAAGCACGAUCCAGAAGAGUAUGUCGCCACGUGCUUUUCCGAGGUAUGGGACAAACAUGCCGGCAGCGCGAGGAGUGUUGUGCGCUACGUCGGUGAGAUCACAGAGCUGGUGGAGCGGGCGUUGGGUGCGGCGCAGUGGGCGUUGAAGCAUGCCGGAGCGCUGACUACAGGGUCAAUGGUCAAGGCGGUCCUGGAGGGAGCAAGCCUUAGCGCCGAGACGGCAGCGUCGCGACUCGAUAAGAUUUGGCCAACAUUCGAGAAGUCGUUAUUACUCAAAACGUUUGAUGGCAAGGAGAAGCUCUUAGACCCGCUGGCCGACAUGGCAGAGAAGGGAUUCGGAGACGACGCGGUGCUAAAGAAGAUCGUUGUGCGUGAGGCGAAGCGCAACAACGACGCGUACCGUGUGCAUGCAUUCAAGUGCCUUUGGAGGUUCGCCAAGUCUCGCAAGCAGAUGGACAUGUUGGAUGACAUCGUGAGCAUCGUGGCGCCACACCUCGACGCACUCAAGGACGAGGACAGAAUGGAUGUGGACGGAGAGAAGGGACGCGAAGAUCUGGUAGCCAAGACGGCCACCGUGGCUGUGGAAGCCGUGGCCAGGGGCUACUGCCGAGAGAAGAUCGAGGCCGAGCCAGAGGCGGUCCUGAGAAGGGUAGUCUCAGCGCUGGGGCCCUACCUUGCCAGCUCCCAGUUUGGCCGCGUUCGUAGGGAGGUGUGGUACAGCUGCGCCGCGGACCUUCUGGACGAUGCAAAGAAGGGCGGUGCGGGGAAACAAUCAGCGUCUACGCCCGACACCGCCGAGAAGAUCCUGAACACGCUCGACUUGGAUGCUCCGGACGUUGGUACAGAGGAUCAGCGGGCCGCGAGAAUGAGGGCCGUGGAUGCCUUUGUUGAGACAUGCAAGAAGGGCGUAUUUGGGGCCGUUGACGCUAUGGAAUUGAUGAAGAUCCUGAAAGAAAAGCUGGUAGCCGCUGCCUCGGGAGAGAGAUCGCUGGCUGUAAAGGGUGCCAUUGCACAGAUACUGGGAAAGUUGUGAGGGGAUGUGACAAUUCUUCGAUACCUAGCUAGCAGCGUGGUCGUGGAAUAACCUCCGGUGAGGUCCAGGUAGAGGCAAGCCAGAAGUCAAAUGAGA
Messenger RNA from Pyricularia grisea, 5840 nucleotides. RefSeq lists its product as uncharacterized. Gene Ontology annotation, molecular function: molecular adaptor activity. Gene Ontology annotation, biological process: proteasome assembly. The transcript has 3 exons. NCBI's taxonomy places the organism in Eukaryota, Fungi, Ascomycota, Sordariomycetes, Magnaporthales, Pyriculariaceae. The record is from RefSeq and is a predicted model, not a curated record. Bases 237 to 5744 code for a protein of 1835 amino acids. Gene Ontology annotation, cellular component: nucleus; cytoplasm.